This is a messenger RNA of Neltuma alba, 1899 nucleotides long. Its product is annotated as transcription factor TCP14-like. Lineage: Eukaryota; Viridiplantae; Streptophyta; Magnoliopsida; Fabales; Fabaceae. The transcript is spliced from 2 exons. Gene Ontology annotation, molecular function: DNA-binding transcription factor activity; sequence-specific DNA binding. Bases 300 to 1601 code for a protein of 433 amino acids. Gene Ontology annotation, cellular component: nucleus. The record is from RefSeq and is a predicted model, not a curated record.
UAAAGCUUGUCAUCCUCAUCCCUCACUCUCUCUCUAGACUUGUAGAGAGAGAACACAACUCAGCAGCCAGCCAGCCAGCCAUCCUGUUCGUUCCCAUCACAGAGGAAUUUCCAUCCCAUGCUCCACAAAGACGAUACACCCAGAAAACACAGACCCACUUAGCCCACUGUCCCAUAUCAUCGCCCACCCAGAUUUGCACCAGCAGAUUUCAGCCACUUUUUUUUUUUUUCCCUCCUUUAGAUAUAAAUUAAUUUUAAAAAAAUCCUUCUUUCUUCAGCUUUUCUAUAUCUUCAGAUCAUAUGAUCAUGGAGGAGGCAGAUCAUUCUAAUGGGAUCCGCAGGCCCAAUUUCCCGCUGCAACUGUUGGAGAAGAAAAAUGGUGAACAGCGACGGGAUGACGAUGAUGAUGCAGGCGCUGCAGCAACAGCUGGCUUCGUCGACCCGACCCGACCCAAUAGUAACCUGCAGCUCGCCGACCAAUCCAAGAAGCCGCCUCCGAAGCGUGCCUCCACUAAGGACAGGCACACGAAGGUGGAAGGUCGGGGCCGUCGGAUCCGCAUGCCAGCGGCUUGUGCUGCCAGAGUUUUUCAGCUGACCAGGGAGCUCGGCCAUAAGUCCGACGGCGAGACCAUCGAGUGGCUGCUCCAGCAGGCCGAACCCGCCGUGAUCGCUGCCACCGGGACUGGGACCAUUCCCGCCAAUUUCACUUCGCUUAACAUCUCGCUCCGCAGCUCCGGGUCGACCGUGUCGGCGCCGUCACAAUACUUCAGGGGUAAUAGUUAUAGUAAUUACUUCAGUCCCAGCUUGUUUUCUUCUUCGUCGUUGCAGUUGAGAAACACGGUCGUGGAUGAUUCAAGAAGGAUCUUGUUUCCCGGUGGCGCCGUUGGGUUUUCUUCUUCCUCCAAUUCCUCCGAGAAUUCUUCGAUGAAUAAUUUCAGUUCUGCGAGCAAUGUGAAUGCCAUGUUACAACUAUCAAAGCAAGAGCUCAGGGAAGAAACCGGCGGCCGCGGAGGCGGCCUUGAAUCAACGACAACAGAAACCGAAGGAAGUUUAGGGAAAAAUAGACGGUCAUCACCAGAACAGGAACCACCACAGAGUCAGAUGGGGAGUUAUUUGUUACAAUCCAGCACAGGCUCAAUUCCGUCAAGUCAUUCAUCAGUUCCCGCGACGUUUUGGAUGGUGAGUAGCCCCGCCGGAAACAACCAAUCCAUAGGCAGCAGUGGCGGCGGCAACGGCGGAAGCAGUAGUGGCGACCCCGUAUGGGCAAUUCCUUCUGUUGGUAAUUAUAGUAACAUGUAUAGAGGAGCCAUGUCUGCAGGCAGUGGGAUUCAUUUUAUGAAUUUUGGUUCUCCAAUGGCUCUGAUGGGUGGACAGCAAUUAGGUGGUACUGUGAUGAAUGAAAGCAACCUAGGCAUGCUCGCAGCCCUAAAUGCAUACAGGCAGAUUCCGGCGAGCGGCGUUUCAGAGUCUCCGGCCAUUACUGGACACGGUGGAGGAGUGGAUAUGGUAUUAGGGUUUGAGAGAAGAAAAGCUUCAUCUAUUUUAACAACUGCUAGUAUUUGCUUUCCUCAAGCUUUGUUUUCUCUUCACAAAGUCAUUUAAUUUAUGGCUUUCGCUUUCUGUGUCAAUGCACUAUAAACUCUUCUCGUUUUGUUAAGCAUAUAUGUAUGUCCCUCUAUGAUACUGGCUCCUUUUGUAUAUACAUACAUACAUGUGUGUGUGUGUAUAUUCAUUACACAUCCUCUAUCAAAUGGUCUCGGAUUAUAGUAUCUUUACUUGAACAUUACGGCGAGGGAUUAGGUUAAUCCUCUCGAUAAAAACCAGAAGGAUACAUACUCUCACAGAACUUGUAGUAAAUUCAUGACAAAAUAGCAUACCAGUUUCUUUCUUUCCGACCAAA